Messenger RNA from Trametes versicolor FP-101664 SS1, 1335 nucleotides. RefSeq names its product ATPase. Lineage: Eukaryota; Fungi; Basidiomycota; Agaricomycetes; Polyporales; Polyporaceae. Gene Ontology annotation, molecular function: ATP binding; ATP hydrolysis activity; proteasome-activating activity. Bases 43 to 1245 code for a protein of 400 amino acids. Gene Ontology annotation, biological process: positive regulation of RNA polymerase II transcription preinitiation complex assembly. The record is from RefSeq and is a predicted model, not a curated record. The transcript has 9 exons. Gene Ontology annotation, cellular component: proteasome regulatory particle, base subcomplex; cytosolic proteasome complex.
CGCCGCCAACUUGUUCCUCCUUCUCCAGCUACUCCGCCCAGCAUGAGCUCAGCACAAGCCUCAACGUCCGCCAAUACGAUGGACCAAAGGAGAAAGGACGCCCUGAAGGGGUAUAGAGAUAAAAUGCGGCAACACGAGCAAUCGAGCGAGAACUUGAAGAGCUUGAGGUUCUCGCUGAAGGAUCUUGAGCUGGACUUCGAGAAGACAGAGGACGACAUCAAGGCCGUACAGUCAGUAGGACAGAUUAUUGGCGAGGUCAUGAAACAGCUGGACGACGAGCGAUUCAUUGUAAAAGCCUCCUCGGGACCUCGCUACGUUGUGUCCUACCGCCCUACGCUACCGGUCGACAAGCUCAAGAUGGGUACCCGUGUCAGCCUGGACAUGACCACCCUCACCAUCAUGCGCAUACUCCCCCGCGAAGUCGACCCGCUCGUUUACAAGAUGAGCUUGGAGGACCCCGGAGGUGCGAGCUUCGCGGGCAUCGGUGGUCUGGGAGAGCAAGUCCGAGAACUGCGGGAGGUCAUUGAACUGCCCCUGCUCAACCCCGAACUGUUCCAGCGCGUGGGCAUCAAGCCUCCGAAGGGUGUGCUCUUGUACGGCCCCCCGGGCACGGGCAAGACGCUGCUCGCGCGCGCGGUUGCUGCGACGCUGAACACGAACUUCCUCAAGGUCGUCUCCUCCGCGAUCGUCGACAAGUACAUUGGCGAGUCCGCGCGUGUCGUGCGCGAGAUGUUCGGGUACGCGCGCGAGCACGAGCCGUGUGUCAUCUUCAUGGACGAAAUCGACGCCAUUGGUGGGCGGCGGUUCUCCGAGGGCACGAGCGCGGAUCGUGAGAUCCAGCGGACGCUCAUGGAGCUACUGAACCAAAUGGACGGCUUCGACUCGUUGGGACGGACAAAGCUGAUCAUGGCCACUAACCGUCCUGACACGCUCGACCCCGCGCUCCUCAGGCCAGGGCGUCUGGACAGGAAGAUCGAGAUCCCGCUGCCCAAUGAGCAGGCGCGACUGGAGAUCCUCAAGAUCCACUCGCAGCCUGUAAACAAGAGCGGCGAGAUGGACUACGAGGCUAUCGUGAAGCUGUCCGACGGCUUCAACGGUGCUGAUCUGCGCAACGUGAUCACGGAGGCUGGGAUGUUCGCUAUCAGGGACGACCGUGAAUACGUCAUCCAGGAAGACAUGACGAAGGCUGCACGGAAAGUCGGGGAGGCAAAGAAGCACGAGACCAAGCUCGAGUAUUCUGCAUAGUCGGUGUAGAUGUCUUCGCUUUUGGACGUGUUUUGUAUCAUACCAUGCAUUUUGUACUCGGACUUCUCUCAUGCACGGUUUCCAUGUCCA